AUGUGUAAAGCACAGGUGGAGAGUAAACGAACAAUGUUGGUUGGUCACGCCAAGUCGCAUUGUCCUCAGCGACAGUGGCAGUGUCCUCAUUGCGAGACGACGGCCGCCUUUCAUUCGAAACUGAAGCUCCACGUACAGAACGCUCAUAAGAGUGAUGCUGAGCCAAUGGACAUGUACUCGGCGGAAUUGGAGAACAAAUGGCUGGAGUUGUUCCGCCAGUGUUUCCCGCAGUUUGCACAGCAAUGCUUUCUCGAAGAAUGGAAGUUCCGCUCAAAACAACAGCAACACCUGUACAGCGCCAAUGUUGAGGAAUGGAAUGCAAGAGGAAUGGAGGGUGGAGAGCGGGUUAGGCGUACGAUCCUCAUUGAACAGGAAGAACCAAGAAAGGGCAGGGACGUGAAAUUUGAGGACAACAGCAUCUCAAACGAAACAUAG
Messenger RNA from Angiostrongylus costaricensis, 435 nucleotides. NCBI's taxonomy places the organism in Eukaryota, Metazoa, Nematoda, Chromadorea, Rhabditida, Metastrongylidae. The record is from the annotation of a GenBank genome assembly.